Molecule: messenger RNA, 1565 nt
Organism: Macroventuria anomochaeta
Lineage: Eukaryota; Fungi; Ascomycota; Dothideomycetes; Pleosporales; Didymellaceae
Exons: 1
Coding region: 219-1553 (444 amino acids)
Source: RefSeq, a predicted model, not a curated record
CUGAUGUUGGCAACUCAAUCUGGUCUGUAGCUAUCUGUAAACAAUUUGUCGCACUCCUUGGGCCAGGGAACCCGGCCUUGUACCUCUUAUAUAGCGUGUGAACUACCGAGACUUGCUGACAAGCAGUCGCGCCUUAGAUAGUCCAAGGUUCACCCUUCCUCCCUUUCCUGUCGGCACUGCUCCUCCACUGUUUUGACUCUUCGGCAAUCAAAUACUACAUGGAUACUUCGAUCAUGAGCCAUAACCCAACACGUCCGUCACCUCUGUCGAGGAAGUCAUCACCGUUCAAAGACCCUCGCCCAGCACCGUGCACACCAGCGAAGACAGCAAGAGCCUGGGAUGAGUACGAGAAGCAAGCGAGGCAGAACGCAAGGAGGAGGGAUCGGGCCUCGCAGUCAUGCCAACCGCAUCGCAACUCAGCGUCGUCAGACGUCGGCAAGGGGUCACGGUCGUCAAGCUCCACUGCAAGGUCAAGCUAUGACUUCAAGUUCCGGAACGCUCCUAUCGCCACAUCAACAGAAGUUGCUACCUGCAAAAGCUGCAAGCAGCCUAUCACUUAUGCCUCAGGGAUCUGCGAGCGCUGCAAGAAGACCAUCAUCCUGCCUUCUCCUACUGGUGAAUCCACACCACCUCUCAGCCCGGCAGCUCGGAACUUCGCAUCCACAGACCUACACUUGCUCGAGAAGUCCACAUCACAGGAGGAACAAGGUUCACGGCCAUCAAGUUCGCCAAAGCGCAAAGGCUGCCCACCUGCAUUGAAACCUACCAACCCGCCUGUCCGGCUUGACUCACUACGACCACCACCAAACACACAGGAUCUCAUGGAAGCCAACCGCAGCCGUAAAGCGUCCUUAACUGAUCCCAACGAACCCUUCCUCCGUUUGCAGUAUGCUCACCAAUAUGCGCCUUACACGUACUCCAUUCCCACAACACCGACUUACCCACCCACAAGCCCCCCGUCAACCAUUCCAUCCCGUGUCUCCACUCGACCAUCUAGCUUCUCCCAAAUGACAUCUUCACUUACACAAAGCGCAAUCAUGCCAUCCUACACGCGACAAAACAGCGCAACGCCUUCCGAGCUCAGCCAAUUGCACCACUACGCACCUGUUCCCCUGGCCGCCACAUCACCACCCUCCCUCUACCACGUGAACAACGGCCCGCAAAACACGACAUCCGCAUGGGAUGACUGGGACUCCGACGGAGAAGAGAAAGUGCGCCUUGUCGGAUACUGGAAGCGCAGCGGAAAAGACAAGUCCACGACCCAUGUCAGCACCUCGAACUUCAAAAGCAAAGAAAAGGAGCGCUCACGCGCAGACAGCAAGAUUUCCUACUCCAGCAGCGAGGAGCACCGCAGUCACGAAAAGCACGACAAGAAGAGCAAAAGCAGUCUGGAUCGCAAGAGCGAGGAAAAGCGAAGCAAAGAAAGCUCACGUAGUCAGAGCAGGAUGGGCAAGCGCAGCGAGACAAAAACAAGUUCGACCGUGCGGGAGUCAUACAAAAAGCACAAGAAGAGGCCGAGUGGGUUGACUCGCUUCCUCAGCUGCGGAUGCUGAAUCAAAAUUCAU